UCCGCUCCGCGCCCGCCAUGGCCGCCCGCAGCCCCCGGGCCCUGCUCGCCCUCGGCCUGGCCCUGGCGGCCGCCGCCGGUGCCACGGACCCGUUCUCGCCCCAGCUGGGAGACACCUCCGGGUGCCGCGGGCAGUGCGGCCGCAGCCUCCAGCGCAGGGCCGAUGCCGAUGCUGUUCUCAACGCCUGUUACCGGGGCUGCCGGCUGUUCUCCAUCUGUCACUUCGUGGAUGCGAGUGCAGAGCUGAACACAACCAGAGCCGAGUGUGAGGCAGCCUGCACUGAGGCCUACAGCAGCGCAGAGGAGCAGUUUGGCUGCGUGACCGGGUGCCGCAAGCAGCUGCCCGAGGUGGAGAACAGGAAGGAGAAGAGCCUGGAGCUGAAGGUGCCAUCGUUCUCCAUGUUCGAUCUGGUCUCCACCUUCUGCAACGACAUCGUCAGCUCUGCCCAGAGCUUCAUCUCCUCCACUUGGACCUUCUACCUGCAGGCAGACGAUGGCAAAGUUGUGGUGUUCCAGUCCCAGCCUGAGAUGGAGUAUCCAGUCCUUGCGGUGCCGGAGACCCAGCCAGCGCAGCCAGGACCAGGACCCGGUCCCCAUGUCCCCCAGCACCACACAGGCCCCCGGGGGAAGGGGGAGAAGCCCCCGGUGAAGGAGCCAAGGGGCAAAGCCAAGGGGCAGCACCCGGAGCCGCCGGCACCGGAGCAUGACUUCCUGGGCUGCAUGUCCAAGCGCUCGGGCCUUCCUCGCUGGAUCCUGGCCGCCUGCCUCUUCCUCUCCAUCAUGGUGAUGCUGUGGUUGAGCUGUGCCAGUCUGGUGACUGCCCCCGAGCAGCACGUCAAGACGCAGCCUCUGAGCAUCAAUGGGGACAAGGAGUACCUGGAGGACCUGGAUGGCCCCAGCGCCUUCCCCCUGCCGCCUGUCAUUGCCGUCACCCUCUGCCCCGAACACGGUGGGGAGGAUGCGGGGCCACUGCCCCUCAAAGUCGACCUGGACAAGACCAUCCUGUAGUGCUCCCCUUCCCAUCCCCUCUGUCACCAUCCCCAUGGCAUCAUCCCAGGUCCUGCUCCACUGCCCCAUGUCCCAGCUCCUGGAGGAGCAUCUCUGGCUCUGGCACAGGGAGAACCUGGCUCGGUCCCACUCUCAUCCCCAGGGAUGGCCACUGGGAGCCAGGCGGUGGCUUUGCCUGCUCCAUAGAUGUGCUGUUGGCUGGAAUCAUCCUGGUUUCCAGCACUCGGGAGCCAGGAGCGGAGCUGCCGGAGCAGGGGAACCCAUUCCCAUAGCGGGGAGGUCUGAGCCCUCCCGACCGGAGCCCCCCGGGCCCCGCAUCCCUCCGGGCACGGGUCCAGCGCUGGGUAGGAUGGAGCCGGCUGCGGUGGGGGAUGGAGAGUGUCUGCAUCGCUCUGGGCUUUGGCUCCCCACAUAUCCCCAGCCUCCCACCUCCGGCUCCGAGCCCUGGGAGCUCCGGAGCCGAUUGCCUCGGGAGCCGGAACGUGGCGAAUGGAUUUGGUGUUGGCAGCCGGCGAGAGGAGCGGAUCCUGCUGCAUCCGUGCCCAUGCGAGGACCCAGCCGGCCCCUUCCAGGGCUGUGGAGGGGCCCUGCCAUGGCUCCUUCCCCCUCCCUGCUCCAUGAUGUCUUUGGGCCCAUGGGUUGAUGGUGGGACCAGGCAGUGUUCCCCUUGGUGGGAGCUGCUGGGAUGCCUCUGCCUGGGCUCCCCAAUCCUGCUUGGUGCGGAGCUGUAGCUGAUGGCAGGACCCAGCAGCAGCCAGUGACCAGGACCCUGGGCUCACAGCCCUGGAGGCAAGGGCCCAUCCCUAGGGUCUCCCAGCCAGUGUGAGCCAGGGCAUCUCCCCAUCUCCCCACCAUUCUCCAUCACUUGACUUUGUGCAUCAUUUCAUGGCUUGAUCUGCACUGGCAUGUGGUUCACUGCCCCUGGCGCCCUGUGCCCGGUGGUCCCUGACAUCCCCACAUCACCUAACACAUCUGUACAGAUUAACUUAUUGUGACCCCCUCCCUGGGUUUUUAGGCUCUUUCCAUGUGCUGGCUGCUCCCCGUGCUCUCGGGGGUGCUGUGGUGUGGUGGGGCAGGGGGUUCUUAUCCCCAUCCCACCACUGUUGUGCUGCUCCGUGUCACUUCUACCCGUGCGACAUA
Molecule: messenger RNA, 2147 nt
Organism: Melopsittacus undulatus (budgerigar)
Lineage: Eukaryota; Metazoa; Chordata; Aves; Psittaciformes; Psittaculidae
Gene: TMEM59L
Product: transmembrane protein 59 like
Exons: 8
Coding region: 18-1007 (329 amino acids)
Source: RefSeq, a predicted model, not a curated record